Messenger RNA from Opisthorchis viverrini, 354 nucleotides. RefSeq lists its product as hypothetical. The transcript is spliced from 3 exons. Bases 1 to 354 code for a protein of 117 amino acids. NCBI's taxonomy places the organism in Eukaryota, Metazoa, Platyhelminthes, Trematoda, Opisthorchiida, Opisthorchiidae. The record is from RefSeq and is a predicted model, not a curated record.
AUGUCAACUUUGAAUAGCUUUUGUCGGAUUAUCUUAUUACCUGAAAACAAACAGGUGGACCAGGCGGAAGAAAAUCAAUGGUUACGUAAGCCUUAUGUUUCUAUUAACUGGAAACCAGAACGAAGCAAAUCAAUAGAUUUCCGUCAAUCGAAAGACAGAAGUGGUCAGUUGCCAGGUGCCGAAUUCGAAUGUGGUUCCCACCAGUGCAAAAUAGGCACAGAAAACAGUGCUGGUCUCGACAGCCGGUUUGGGCAACCGGACAGUAUCCCAGCCCUCGUGCUUCCUUCUGGUGGCAUGGCAGUUAGGCACCAGAAGGGUGCUACAGCUGAACAAUUUUACAUCCAAGUCCUGUGA